AUGGCGGCGACGAGCGGCGCCGAGCAGGCCCGCACGGCGGGCGGCACCAGCGCGGCCGCAGGCCGGCCCAGCCCCGGCACCGGCCUGCCGAGCUGCUGCACCAGGCCGGCCCAGCCCCGGCACCGGCCUGCCGAGCUGCUGCACCAGGCCGGCCCAGCCCCGGCACCGGCCUGCCGAGCUGCUGCACCAGGCCGGCCCAGCCCCGGCACCGGCCUGCCGAGCUGCUGCACCAGGCCGGCCCAGCCCCGGCACCGGCCUGCCGAGCUGCUGCACCAGGCCGGCCCAGCCCCGGCACCGGCCUGCCGAGCUGCUGCACCAGGCCGGCCCAGCCCCGGCACCGGCCUGCCGAGCUGCUGCACCAGGCCGGCCCAGCCCCGGCACCGGCCUGCCGAGCUGCUGCACCAGGCCGGCCCAGCCCCGGCACCGGCCUGCCGAGCUGCUGCACCAGGCCGGCCCAGCCCCGGCACCGGCCUGCCGAGCUGCUGCACCAGGCCGGCCCAGCCCCGGCACCGGCCUGCCGAGCUGCUGCACCAGGCCGGCCCAGCCCCGGCACCGGCCUGCCGAGCUGCUGCACCAGGCCGGCCCAGCCCCGGCACCGGCCUGCCGAGCUGCUGCACCAGGCCGGCCCAGCCCCGGCACCGGCCUGCCGAGCUGCUGCACCAGGCCGGCCCAGCCCCGGCACCGGCCUGCCGAGCUGCUGCACCAGGCCGGCCCAGCCCCGGCACCGGCCUGCCGAGCUGCUGCACCAGGCCGGCCCAGCCCCGGCACCGGCCUGCCGAGCUGCUGCACCAGGCCGGCCCAGCCCCGGCACCGGCCUGCCGAGCUGCUGCACCAGGCCGGCCCAGCCCCGGCACCGGCCUGCCGAGCUGCUGCACCAGGCCGGCCCAGCCCCGGCACCGGCCUGCCGAGCUGCUGCACCAGGCCGGCCCAGCCCCGGCACCGGCCUGCCGAGCUGCUGCACCAGGCCGGCCCAGCCCCGGCACCGGCCUGCCGAGCUGCUGCACCAGGCCGGCCCAGCCCCGGCACCGGCCUGCCGAGCUGCUGCACCAGGCCGGCCCAGCCCCGGCACCGGCCUGCCGAGCUGCUGCACCAGGCCGGCCCAGCCCCGGCACCGGCCUGCCGAGCUGCUGCACCAGGCCGGCCCAGCCCCGGCACCGGCCUGCCGAGCUGCUGCACCAGGCCGGCCCAGCCCCGGCACCGGCCUGCCGAGCUGCUGCACCAGGCCGGCCCAGCCCCGGCACCGGCCUGCCGAGCUGCUGCACCAGGCCGGCCCAGCCCCGGCACCGGCCUGCCGAGCUGCUGCACCAGGCCGGCCCAGCCCCGGCACCGGCCUGCCGAGCUGCUGCACCAGGCCGGCCCAGCCCCGGCACCGGCCUGCCGAGCUGCUGCACCAGGCCGGCCCAGCCCCGGCACCGGCCUGCCGAGCUGCUGCACCAGGCCGGCCCAGCCCCGGCACCGGCCUGCCGAGCUGCUGCACCAGGCCGGCCCAGCCCCGGCACCGGCCUGCCGAGCUGCUGCACCAGGCCGGCCCAGCCCCGGCACCGGCCUGCCGAGCUGCUGCACCAGGCCGGCCCAGCCCCGGCACCGGCCUGCCGAGCUGCUGCACCAGGCCGGCCCAGCCCCGGCACCGGCCUGCCGAGCUGCUGCACCAGGCCGGCCCAGCCCCGGCACCGGCCUGCCGAGCUGCUGCACCAGGCCGGCCCAGCCCCGGCACCGGCCUGCCGAGCUGCUGCACCAGGCCGGCCCAGCCCCGGCACCGGCCUGCCGAGCUGCUGCACCAGGCCGGCCCAGCCCCGGCACCGGCCUGCCGAGCUGCUGCACCAGGCCGGCCGCAAAGCGGGGCCUCUGGGGCUCGCCCCGCGGGGGCAGACGGCAGGGACAAGGCUGCAGCCAGCCCUCAUCACCCCCAGAGCUCGGCCUGGGCUUCGCACGGAGGGACGGACUCCCCCAAGUUCCUCAAACCGUAAAACACGCUCUGCGGAAUUUGCCUGGGGUGGUUUAACUUGUGUCAAAUUUCAAGGGACAGGGAAAAUAAACACCUGCAACCUUCUCCACAACAAGUCGGGCUGUCAGAAAUAA
Molecule: messenger RNA, 2079 nt
Organism: Ficedula albicollis (Collared flycatcher)
Lineage: Eukaryota; Metazoa; Chordata; Aves; Passeriformes; Muscicapidae
Product: basic proline-rich protein-like
Exons: 1
Coding region: 1-2079 (692 amino acids)
Source: RefSeq, a predicted model, not a curated record